Suillus subalutaceus is the source of this 1341-nucleotide messenger RNA. RefSeq lists its product as uncharacterized. The transcript has 5 exons. The coding region runs from base 1 to 1341 and encodes 446 amino acids. Lineage: Eukaryota; Fungi; Basidiomycota; Agaricomycetes; Boletales; Suillaceae. The record is from RefSeq and is a predicted model, not a curated record.
AUGAACAAGAUCACGUCCAACGAGCUUAAUUGGCUGGUCACUCACGAGGAUACACCAAAGGCCUCACAACCGAUACUAGGACACUUACUCACCCAAAUCUUCCAGUCUUUCACAAUUCCUCUUCCCGAUGUGUCCAACCUUAAAAUACCUUUUGGAAAAAUCCUUCAUCACAACCAGCGCAUCAACGAAAAGUUUAGCAGUACAUCACCAGAUACCCUAGUGCCGCUGUAUGACACUGAAGCGAAGACUUGGAACUGGGCUCUUCCAGUUGACCCCCCAGAAAAUGGUAGUACUCCAGCUGGGGUUGACUCAGGGUCAGACUCGGAGGACAACGCCACACAGGAAACAACUCAUGAAGAAAAUUUUGCAGCGUUUCUCAAUGCUUUUGCUAGUUGCUUGUCACGGUCGUGGUCCGAACUUGUAGCAAUGCACUUUGCAACCGGCACAUGGAGUGUGGCCAAUGCACAGAAGGCAUUGCCUGGCAGCGCUAUCAAGCACAAGCCAGAUAUUGUCCUAUCUGACGAUAUAUCUGCCAAGUGGGGAAACAUCAGGGUGGUGCUGUAUCCCCCUCGCUUCGAUAUUUACACGCAACCCAACGCAUUUCUACACAUCAUCGCUGCUAUCAUGUUUGGGAGUUUAGACUAUCGUCCCAUCAGAAAUACUCCUGCCCGACAGAGUAGUACAACAGACCAUGCUGUUACCACAUCGAGCUCUGAUUCUCUUCCAAAUCCUGAUGUAUCAUCCGGCGAAGCUCUUGAAUCGGUCGUCUCCGAUGAUUCUGAUGACUCUGAUGACUCUGAUGACUCUGAUGAGUCCUCUAAGAGUCCGAGCGCCUUGCAUGACUCGAUGGAUGAAGAGAAUUCCUCCCCCCCUCAACCCACUGCAACCCGCAGCGCUCCCCUUCUUAGCCUCAUAUCGCAAAUACCCCAGGCUGAGAUGACCGAGAGCAUCUAUUCCGUCACCCCUCUCCCUUCCCAAUUCCCUUAUUCUACUCAAUCACCCGAACCUUGCGGCAAGAUUCGUGUAGGGGAGAAAAUCUACACCAUAAAGAGGAUUCUUUUGCGACCCGAGGCCUCACUACAUCAUCAAGAUCAUUGGGUUCUGGGCAAGGACGAUAAUGUAGUCCUGAACGAGAUCAAGAUGCUGGAGUUAAUGGACAACGUCCCUGGCGUUCCAAGGCUGGUGGAUUAUUGGGUUGUUGAGCGGUCAGAUGGUGAGCCCGACAUUACCCCGCAAAUAUCGGCACAAGGAACGCCAGAGUACCAGAGGCACCAGUCGUACUCAUGUGCGUCUUGUCUUGAAGCCAUGUGGUCGCCCCCUUCACAUGUUCCGAACGCUUAA